CUUCUCAGUUGUCAUCCGAUCGAUGAUCGAAACCAUGGCGGAGCGUGGCCACGGCAAGCAGCGGCGCGCCGCCGCCGUGGCUGCCGCGCUCCUGGCGCUCGCCGGCCUCCUCGUCCUCCUGGCUGGUCUGACGCUGUUUGGUUCCCUGGUGGGCCUGACCGCGGCGGCGCCUCCGCUGCUGCUCCUGAGCCCCGUGCUGGUCCCCGCGGCGACGCUGGCUUGGGUGGUGGCGACGGGCGCCGUCGCGUCGGCCGUGCUGGCCCUGGGAGCCCUGUCCAUCCUGUCGCGCUUGUUGGGUGAUUGUUGCGAUCAUCACAAGCAACAGGCGAAGCAGCGCAUCGGGGAGCUGGCGGCGGUGGCCGGCAACAGGACGCCGCACGCGGCGCUGGCCGUGGUGAGCCCGGGGCAGGGCCUCACCGACCACAAGAAGGCCAAAGACUACCAACACUACGUCGCCGGACGGAUGGUACAGGACGACGCAUGAUGAGACUAAUAACUCUCUGAUCGAUGUUUGUGGUACACUAAGCCACUUACCGUCCGGACGGAUCGUCAGUGUGCUGCCUCUCACACUGCACACCGGCCGGCCACCUCCACCGCUCGAGCUGGAUGCUGCCGCCGCUUAUCCCCAGGAACCGCGCGCGAAGGAGAGGCACAGGCAGCUGCAGCCGCCAGCCGCCGCUUGGGAGCUCGGGCUCUUGACUAGCCGCGCGCGCGGUCAUCUCCGGCCAACCGCGCGCCACUGGAAGAGAAAGCCGUCUCCGCCGUGCGCUCUCUCUUUUUUUUUUCACUCUCUCUCUCUCUCUCUCUCUAGACCGGGAGAGACAGACCAAUGCUCGUGAAGUCGUAAGUGGCUG
Molecule: messenger RNA, 854 nt
Organism: Sorghum bicolor (sorghum)
Lineage: Eukaryota; Viridiplantae; Streptophyta; Magnoliopsida; Poales; Poaceae
Product: oleosin 5
Exons: 1
Coding region: 23-484 (153 amino acids)
Biological process (GO): response to freezing; lipid storage; seed oilbody biogenesis
Cellular component (GO): monolayer-surrounded lipid storage body; membrane
Source: RefSeq, a predicted model, not a curated record